AUGUUUCAGGAACUGGGAAUGAAUAAACUUUUACCAAAGAAAGAUCCAUUGCCAUCUGACCUCUACAUGGUUUGCUAUACUAGUGGAAGCACCGGAUUACCUAAAGGAGUUAUGGUUAACCAUGAACAGAUUGUGGAUGCUGUAUUUUCCAUACUAGAAGCUUCAGAAAACAAGCUCAUCAAAUCCAAUUCAAGUCAUCUUUCAUAUCUCCCAUUGGCGCAUAUGAUGGAACAAAUACUCUCGUCCUAUUAUAUUAUGAUGGGAGCCCGUCUGGGAUUUCUAACUGAUUCUAUUGAUAAUUUGGUGGUAGACGCACAAGCUUUGAAACCAGGUGUGAUAACAGCAGUUCCACGAAUACUUUCUAGUAUUUACACUAAAUAUCAGAAAUCAUUGGAUGAUUCCAAAAUCAAAAGACAACUUUACAAUCGGAUUGUGAAGAUUAAAAUGGUUGAACAAAAACGUGGAAAAUUCUAUCAUAAUAGUAUCUUGGAUACGUUAUGCUUUAAGAAACUUAGGAAGUUAUUAGGCGGACGUGUAUAUUGUGUUGUCAGCGGAGGCGCUCCAUUACCAACGGAGAUAUCAAAGUUUGUACAUGCUGCAUUUGGCUUGCUUGCUGAGGGGUAUGGAUCAACAGAAACAAUGGGGAGUAUAACUAUUACUUUACUUGGAGAGUACCGUCUAGGUACCGUAGGUUCUGUCGCACAUGGUGUAGAAGUGAAACUUGUUGAUGUAAAAGAUCUGGGUUUAGAUGCACUGCGAGAUCAAAGAGGAGAAAUCUGCGUGAAAGGCAAACGAUGCACAAAAGGCUAUUACAAAGAACCAGAAAAAUCCGCCGAACUUAUUGACAAUGAAGGAUGGUUACAUACUGGGGAUAUCGGUGAAUGGACACUAGAGGGUUCGUUGAAAAUUGUGGACCGUCUAAAAAGCAUAUUCAAAUUGGCUCAAGGUGAAUACGUUGCACCGGAAAGAGUGGAAAUGGUUUAUAAAUGCUGUAAAUUAGUAAGCCAAAUUUUUGUGGACGGUAAUAGUAAACAAAAUUACCCUGUUGCUAUCGUGGUUCCCGAUUUUACCGAGUUACGUUCUUGUUUAAACAACUCAGGAGUACUACAUUGCUCAAAACUUUCGGAUCAUGAACUUUCCCAGAACAAAGUUGUAAAUAAAUUUGUCCUAGAACGGAUGAAUGCUGUCGCUGAUGAAAAUAUGCUGAAAAGUUUUGAAAAGGUUCAGGCCAUUUAUUUGACAGAUCAGGCAUUUAACGCUGAUAAUGGGUUGCUAACCCCAACGAUGAAAUUAGCACGUAUCAAAGCUCGAAGUUACUUUUCAAAGAUAAUAGAUAGUUUAUACCCUCAAUCUUAG
Messenger RNA from Schistosoma curassoni, 1356 nucleotides. The record is from the annotation of a GenBank genome assembly. Lineage: Eukaryota; Metazoa; Platyhelminthes; Trematoda; Strigeidida; Schistosomatidae.